AUGCCAGAACUCGAAUUCCCACCUCCAAAUUCCUCUUGGCCGACUUUUGAUGAAGACGGCUCGUAUCCAGAUGUCGACAGACAUUCAUGUCAGCUACUGGGACCUACUGCCCUUAUUGUCCAGGGGCUUAUGGGAAUUCUUGUCAUUCUUUCAAUGAUAUUCAAACGCCAUAGAGAGAAACCUAUGAGGCCUUGGAAGAUUUGGCUCUUCGACGUCUCCAAGCAAAUUGUCGGCCAAAUGUUUGUGCAUGGCGUGAAUGUGCUCAUAUCGGACCUGCUAUCUCACUUUUCUUCCGAGAACGCAUGCGUAUCCUACUUUCUAAAUAUACUGGUCGACACCACACUUGGCGUCGCCCUCAUAUACCUCAUUCUUCACGUCCUCACCCACAUAUUUUCCGAAAAAUUCCACCUGAAAGGCUAUGAAUCAGGAAUAUAUGGCACCCCUCCUCGUGUCAAGUACUGGGCGCGUCAGGCUGCACUAUAUGUUGUUGCCCUCACCACGAUGAAGUUCCUCGUCAUUGGCCUUCUAGCUUUAUUCCCUGGCCUCUUUCAGAUUGGAGCAUGGUUGUUGAGUUGGACAUGGACGGAUGAAGGCGACGCAUUCCAAGUCAUAUUUGUCAUGGGCAUCUUCCCUAUCAUCAUGAACAUCUUGCAAUUCUGGCUCAUUGAUUCGAUUGUAAAAGCCUCGAGCAGUCCUGUUGCGCUGGGAGCGGAUUUGGAUGCACCAGAUCCUGGUAACCCAGACCGCGAACCUCUAUUUGGUGUUCCGUCUGACGACGAAGACGACGAUAAUCUUCGCCCUCGACAUGGUGCUGAGCAUCAGCGCCCUCGCUCACGAUCUCGCAGUUCUCCCAAUUCGCGGUCUCAUUCCCGAGACAAGUCUAUUACCUUUUCCGACAAUCCCUACGAAUCCAAGUCCUCAGGGUCCGGCAGUAGAACCGAGGUUGCGGAUACACAUUCAUAUCCGCCCAGCCUAUCAAGUAGCCUUACCUCCACUUCAUCUACCUCGUCGAUGCGAGAAGCAAGUAAACUUAAUAAAAAGCGCCGACCUCCUCCGGCGCCACUGAACCUCUCACCUGCUCCUCAACCACUGUCAAUACCGUCUAAACCGGCUACGCGACCUACGAACGAUAGACCUAUUGUUGUGGAUCCGUCGAGGGAUGAGUGGGCAGAUACAUGGCAUGAUGAUUAG
Lentinula edodes (shiitake mushroom) is the source of this 1191-nucleotide messenger RNA. Its product is annotated as vacuolar membrane protein-domain-containing protein. Gene Ontology annotation, cellular component: membrane. Bases 1 to 1191 code for a protein of 396 amino acids. The record is from RefSeq and is a predicted model, not a curated record. Lineage: Eukaryota; Fungi; Basidiomycota; Agaricomycetes; Agaricales; Omphalotaceae. The transcript has 5 exons.